AUGGCUUCCAACAACAACCGUAUCCUCAAAGAGUCCAACAACAAAAGUAUCCUUGAAACGUCCGACAAUAACAGAAUCCGUAAAGCCUCAACCAAUAAAAGUAUCCUUGAAAAUUCCCUUAAAGCCUCCACCAACAAUGGUAUCAUUGCAACGGCUGACAAUAAAAGUAUCCGUAAAGCCUCCGACAAUAACAGUAUCCGUAAAGCCUCCGACAAUAACAUUAUCCGUAAAGCCUCCGACAAUAACAGUUUCCGCAAAGCCUCCGACAAUAACAGUAUCCGCAAAGCCUCCGACAAUAACAGUAUCCGCAAAGCCUCCGACAACAACAGUAUCCGUAAAGCCUCCGACAAUAACAGUAUCCGUAAAGCCUCCGACAAUAACAGUAUCCGCAAAGCCUCCGACAACAACAGUAUCCGUUAA
Messenger RNA from Haliotis rubra (blacklip abalone), 420 nucleotides. Its product is annotated as pre-intermoult gene 1 protein-like. The transcript has a single exon. Bases 1 to 420 code for a protein of 139 amino acids. The record is from RefSeq and is a predicted model, not a curated record. NCBI's taxonomy places the organism in Eukaryota, Metazoa, Mollusca, Gastropoda, Lepetellida, Haliotidae.